Molecule: messenger RNA, 1638 nt
Organism: Physcomitrium patens
Lineage: Eukaryota; Viridiplantae; Streptophyta; Bryopsida; Funariales; Funariaceae
Source: RefSeq, a predicted model, not a curated record
UUACCGGAGGUCAUUUAACUAUUCACGUCUCUCGUGCUUGCAGACUCUUGGAAAGCAUCAAUCGUUCGGCAUCCUACGCCCUGUCAUGCAUGUUAAGUCGGAAGGAAUGUCCGUUGUGUUCCGCCUGGACGCUGCUCAGACAAGGAGUGUGUUGAGCACUGCUGGGACCUUGGGGCUUGCUUACGCAGUUGUAACCUGCAUUGAGUGGUGGCCAGCACGAGUUUUAACAGGUGCCGGCGAAUCUAGGUCGAUGUUAGAGCUGAUCCGUUUGAAGGUCAGUUCUAGGAACACCUAUGUUGGUCUGAGAUCAGGAACAAGUCUGCCUGUCCGCGGUGCUGUGGGAGAGGCUUUGGUGUUUGAGCUUGUGACACAAGGCAGGAAACGAGCAGAUGCCCAAACGAAAGUAGGAAGAGAUUCUGCUCGACCGACAUAUGUUAUCUGGGCAAACAUAGGGGAAAGUGUUAACGGUGAGGUGGCUGUUUCAGACGAGCGAGGGGCUUUGCUGAAUGUGGUAGCAAUAGUAGUUUGUGCUCUAGUGUUAUUGCUGGAUGCGCAAUAUCAUGAAUGGCUCUCCCUUUUGAUGGUGGGCACUGGCAUGUUUUUUAACGCCGCGCUGGGAGUUUUACUUCGAUUGAGAAAUUAUGAGUUCAUUCGCACGAAAGCAGCACAAGAUUCGCCUCCUGGAGACUCUUUGAUACUGCUGAAUGAUGAACCAGAUACACUCUGCGUGUUACGGGGCAGCGAGGAUGCUAUUCAGAGACUGUUGCAAAGGGAAUUAAUAGAAACCGGCUUUACUAAGCCUCUUCCGUUGUUUAUGGUGUGUGUGGCUAUGAUGACUUACUCAGCUGUAGUGAUAUUAGUGGUGCCACUUAUGGGAGUAAUUGGUCAACUAUUGUUGUUGAUAGCAAUCUUCUUCGGAGCAAUGGUCGAUCUGUUGAAGGGUAGUUGGGAUGGCAAGAGAGCAAUUGCAAAAGAGGCCAUUGGUAAGUACGGUAUACAAAUAGUUGGCGUGAAAAAAUUCGGAAAUCGAACUGCGGCAGUGGCGUCUGUAGCUGCUGGUAGUUCUAAGACAGACGCGUUGCAACGAUCAGGUGUGUUGCCUGCAACUGGCUUGGUAUGGGAAAGAUGGUGGGGAGCAUUAAAUACCCUGGUUCAAGAAGCUGGGGAACAGGACCGAAGUACACUCGCUGCUCUUGUUGAAAGUAAGCAUUCGUCACCGUUAAUUGAUCCGCUAUGGACCACUUUACGAAAUGACAUGUUGGAUGGUUAUACAGAAACGUAACACCCUCUAGAGGUUGAUAGCAUGUUGCUUUGUAGAAGAUUUAGCAUUGCAGCAUGAACAUUAAAAUGUGAACAUUAAAACUGAGUUACUUUGAUGUUAUGUGACGGAUUUGCAACGAGUUGGUAUGUUAAAUUCUUUGAAAGUUAAAGUACAUAGUUUUAUCUGUGUGUUUAGAUGUCAAUCCUAGAUGCUAUUAGUAAGGAAAUGGACAGGGCUUAGAUGUUGAGUAGCGUGAUCAAGAUGAGAAACUUUCUGUGUGCGUAAACCACAGAUGAUUUCUGUUGUAAUCCUGUGUGUAUGUGAUGCUCUUGCCAGUACUGUAUAAAAUUUGUCCCGAUUAUAUAACACCAAUUCAA